Molecule: messenger RNA, 2239 nt
Organism: Rhinopithecus roxellana (golden snub-nosed monkey)
Lineage: Eukaryota; Metazoa; Chordata; Mammalia; Primates; Cercopithecidae
Product: putative fatty acid desaturase 2-like protein FADS2P1
Exons: 12
Coding region: 253-1707 (484 amino acids)
Biological process (GO): lipid metabolic process
Cellular component (GO): membrane
Molecular function (GO): oxidoreductase activity, acting on paired donors, with oxidation of a pair of donors resulting in the reduction of molecular oxygen to two molecules of water
Source: RefSeq, a predicted model, not a curated record
GCAAAGAGAAAAAGAAGGAAGGAAGGUGGCCUAGCCUUCAUCAAGGCAGAAAAGAUUCAGGACAGGCAAAGAAGUGAGAAGCUGGGAAGGUGCUCACUAUCAGGUUUGUGAAAAGACAACUAGGCUCAGAAGUUUUCAGUGUAGGUGUCAUACUGCAAUGGAAUGAAAAGGGAGAAAGGCAGUCAUUUUAUGGUUCAAUCAGAGGUGAGGAUUAGAAAUUUCAAGCAUUAACCCAGAAAUCCUAGGUAUUCAAUGACAAUGAAAUUUGAAGAAAAGUGUGGGGACAACGGGAGCCUUGUAGGAAGGUAUCAGUCAUACCCAGGUGAGAAGCAUCAGCCAAAAGGAAAACCCAUAACAAAUGGGGAAGCCGAGUUCUAUGCAAAGCAGGAGGCAAAUGGGAAAUGCAGCGUGCCCAGGAAAAGCCUCAACAUGUACACCUGGCAGGAGAUCCAGAGGCAUAAUCAGGAAGCCGACCAAUGGCUGGUCAUCAAUCGCAAGGUUUACAAUGUCUCCAGCUGGGCAGACAGGCAUCCAGGUGGGCGCCGGGUCCUCAACCACUAUGCUGGGGAAGAUGCCACGGAUGUCUUCAGGGCCAUGCAUCCAGAGCCUGACAUUGUGCAGUUGUAUCUGAAGCCACUGCUCAUUGGAGAACUUGCCCCAGGAGAGCACAGCCAGGAAAGACACAAAAAUUCACAGUUGGUGAAAGAUUUCCAAGAAUUGCGGAGGAUCAUAGAGUCUAUGAACAUGUUCCACGCCAACCUGGGGUUCUUCUUUCUUCACUUUGCCCAGAUCUUAAUUUUGGAAGUGCUGGCGUGGCUAAUACUGUAUCAUUUUGGCAGCGGCUGGCCUGUUACUAUAUUCAUUCCCUUUCUUCUCACAAUUUCUCAGGCCCAGAGCUCAUUUUUGCAGCAUGAUGUGGGGCACCUUUCCAUAUUUAAGAAGUCCAAGUGGAAUCACGUGAUGCAUAAAUUUGUGAUGUGCCAUCUCAAGGGCCUGUCAGCAAACUGGUGGAAUUACCGGCACUUUCAACAUCACGUAAAGCCGAACAUCUACCCCAAAGACCCGGAUAUUGACAUGGGCCCACUUUUUCUGCUUGGAGAUUCACAACCUGUCAAGUAUGGCAAGAAGAAAAUCAAAUACAUCAACUAUGAAAAGCAGCACCUGUACUUCUACAUGGUUGGGCUCCCACUCCUCAUGCCAGUAUAUUUCAACCUGCAAUCCAUGCAAGUAAUGUACCUUCGAAGAUACUGGGUGGACAUCGCCUGGGUUAGCAGCUUUUACAUCCGAUAUUUCAUCACAUUUGGCCCAUACUAUGGAAUCUUUGGGACCGUGUUGCUCAUAUAUUUGGUCAAGUUUCUUGAAAGUCCUUGGAUUGCAUAUGUUACCCAGAUGAGCCACAUACCAAUGAGAAUGAGCACAGAGGAGAACCGAGACUGGCUCAGCACUCAGGUCUUGGCCACCUGUAAUAUUGAACAGUCCUUUUUCAAUGACUGGUUCACUGGGCACCUGAACUUCCAAAUUGAGCACCAUCUGUUCCCCACAAUGCCACGCCAUAAUUAUCACAAAGUGGCGCCUCUGGUGAGGUCACUGUGUGCCAAGCAUGGAUUGCAGUAUGUGAAUAAACCCAUGUUGAGGGCGUUUGGAGAUAUUGUCAGAGCCUUGAAGAAAUCUGCAGCCCUCUGGGUGGAUGCUUACUAUGAAACAUGAUGCUAAAUGUCAGCCUUCAUACACAUGUAAUUGCAUCUCUGAUGAGGGUUGGUGCAUGUGCAGGAGCUCGUCCCUGCUUAACUGGGAAUUAGUUAUCACCAUUGGUAUACCUGACUGUGCUGUUCUAGGAAUAUGGAUCCCAAGCAUAUGUGAUAACCCCUUCCCUAAAAGUCUUCUUUGCAAGUAACAACCUAGGAAACACAAGAUGACAUUGACCAGGGUUAUAAAAGGGAAAUAGAGCUCAAAAUUUUAGUUUUUUCACUAGAACCUUAAACUCAGUCCUCCCAAUAGACCUUAGUCAGAUCAUCUCAGUCAAGGGUCAGAAGUACAAGAACCAGGCAAAAGUUUUAUGGAUGAAGUGGACAAAGGGAGAAGUUGGCCAAAAGAAAGCCAUCUAACAGGGUACUUUGGAAAUUAGUGCAAUUGCUCUUAAAAAAGAAUCAUAUGUGUAAGAAGUUCCUCUUGUAGCACAAACGUUUUUUACUUAUUUCUUUUCAUAUGUGUGAACUUCUUUUUCUUUAAAAACUGAAUA